Drosophila miranda is the source of this 1076-nucleotide messenger RNA. RefSeq lists its product as uncharacterized. Lineage: Eukaryota; Metazoa; Arthropoda; Insecta; Diptera; Drosophilidae. The record is from RefSeq and is a predicted model, not a curated record. The transcript is spliced from 5 exons. The coding region runs from base 433 to 1050 and encodes 205 amino acids. Gene Ontology annotation, cellular component: nucleus; mitochondrial outer membrane; mitochondrial envelope. Gene Ontology annotation, biological process: positive regulation of apoptotic process; mitochondrial outer membrane permeabilization.
CCUGUUUUGUUAAACGGAACGAUUUUCCGUUUAUUUUAAUCCUAAAAGAGAGCGCUUCGGCUAAGCAUUGGACAAAGUUGCAAUAUUUAAAGUGCAAGCUGUUAGCUUGGUUAGAACGAAAACAAUAGUAUCAAUCAACCAGUGCACAGACGGAGAAUCAGCGCAGCUUCAAACAAAAAGUAAAACGCAUAUUCUCACUCAUACAUUGACACAAAAAGCGAAUACACAACACACACAAGCAGGCAAACGUGCGAAUAAUAACAAAAGGGCUCAAAGAAGACUGGCAAAAACAAGGAGAAUAAAUUAAAUUUGAAUUUAAUCUGAAUAAAUAGCAGCGGAGAACGAGUUAUCUUUUGGUGUACAAGUGUUGAACACUCUGAACCCAGAAAGCCCUACCAUAUACCCACAAACACACACAAAUACCUAAACAAAAUGUCUACGACACCAAAAUCGACUGAAGAUUUGCUGGGCGAAUCUUGGAUUGAACUGAGCACAACAGCUGCCAUGGCCGGUAUCAAGAGCCCCGACAGAAUCACACCGUUGCCGUUCAACAAUGGGGAGGAGUAUCUGCGCCUGUUGCGCGAGGCACAGCGCGAAUCGAACCAGUCGAGCCGUGUGGUCUCGCUGGCCAGCUCUCGUCGUGAUACGCCCCGAGACAGCCCCAAGAGCCCACCGAACAGUCCACAAACGGAACUCUGUCCCGAUGAUGAGCUGAGAAACGUGUACAUUAACUAUUGGACAAAGGCCGGAGAAAAACAGAACACAGACAAUGGAGAUUGGUUGCAGAACUGGAAUCGCAGCGCAGAUGAGCAGCCUCCCAAAAACUGGAAGUUCGAGGCUGUGCAUAAGGCCGGCGACGAGGAUGAGAAAAAGAAGACUACUGGCGGCUACUCCAUACGCUUGAAGCGCUUGGGCGCCCAAUCGCUGUUCUCCCGCGAAAUCCUCUACUCGCUGCUGUUCACCAAUGUCCUGUCCUUGCUGCUUGGUGCCGGCUUUGGAUUGUGGCUGAGCAAGCGCGGCAUACUCCUCACCCGCGUGGUCAUUGACUGAAAGACGCCAUAAAAAAAAAAAAAAAA